AUGGAGGUUUAUAUCGACGACAUGCUCGUCAAAUCUCAACAUGCAAAGGAUCAUAUCACUCAUCUCCGACAAUGUUUCGACACCCUAAACAAGUAUGGGAUGAAGCUGAACCCAGCCAAAUGCACCUUUGCAGUUAAGUCUGGCGAAUUCCUUGGGUACCUGGUAACCAGACGAGGCAUCGAGGCGAACCCAAAGCAAAUUAAGGCAAUCAUCGACUUGCCACUACCAAAGAAUGCCAGAGAAGUUCAACGACUAACCGGACGGAUCGCCGCCCUAAAUCGUUUUAUAUCCAGAUCGACCGACAAGUGUCUACCAUUUUACCAGCUUCUCAAAACCAAGGGCAAGUUCGAGUGGGCCGAAGCCUGUCACAGCGCGUUCAAUGAGCUAAAGAGCUAUUUAUCGACCCCACCGAUCUUAGCGAAGCCGGAGCUCGGCGAAAUCUUAUUUCUUUAUAUUGCGGUCUCAGAGUCGGCUGUCAGUGGUGUACUCGUUAAAGACGAUCGAGGAGAGCAACGACCCGUCUUUUACAUAAGCAAAUCACUCGACGACGCAGAAACUCGCCACCCGACAGUCGAGAAGGUUGCCCUAGCAGUCGUCACGUCCGCAAGGAAGCUCCGACCGUAUUUUCAGUCACAUAUUGACGCUGUCCUGUCCAACCAUCCUUUACGGUCUAUACUGCACAGCCCGAACCAAUCGGGUCGAUUAACGAAAUGGGCAAUCGAACUUAGUGAGUACGACAUCGAGUAUCGAACUCGUCUGGCUGCGAAGUCCCAAGUACUCGCCGACUUUUUGAUCGAACUUCCGUUUGGGGAAGCCGAACCAACACUCAUUGACCCGUCAGACGACCGGUGGACCCUGCAUGUGGACGGAGCAUCCUCUCAUCUUGGAUCAGGAGUAGGGAUUCGACUAACCUCGCCGACUGGUGAAAUUUUGGAGCAAUCCUUCCGUCUCCGAUUCCAAGCAACCAACAACGUCGCCGAGUAUGAAGCACUCAUCGCCGGUCUAAAGCUCGCCAACAGAAUGCAGAUCAAGCGGAUAAGAGCCUUCUGCGACUCUCAGCUCGUCGCCAAUCAGUUCAGUGGAGAAUAUGACACCAAAAGCGAACCUAUGGCCGCCUACCUUGAUGUCGUUAGGAUUUUGUCAAAACGCUUCGACGAAUUCGAGCUCAUCAAAAUUCCCAGAGGAGACAAUGCCCCGGCCGACACUUUGGCAGCACUCGCUUCAACAUCGGAUCCCGACCUUCGGCGAAUCAUCCCGGUAGAAAGCAUAGAUACGCCGAGCAUAAGCGAAACAUAUCCCGAGACUUGCCUCGCAUCAGAUAGCGACGUGACAGAUUGGCGAGUCGAAAUCCGAGCAUACUUGGCCGAUGGCGACGUGCCAGCAGACAAAUGGGCUAAACGAAGAUUAAAAGCCAAGGCCGCCCACUACACCUUAAUGAAAGAUCAUUUGUUGCGAUGGACGGCGUCAGGAGCCCUUUUGCUCUGCAUACACGGCGAUGACACCGAGCGCGUCAUGAUGGAAAUGCACGAAGGAGCUGGAGGAAAUCACUCAGGUGGCCGAGCCUUGGCACUGCGAAUCAGGAAGCAUGGUCAUUACUGGCCAACGAUGAUAUCUGAUUGCGAAAAACUCGACGAGUUGGAAGAAGAACGAGACAAAGCACUCCUACGAAUCCAAAACUACCAGCUUGCCGCAGUCAAGUACUACAACAAGAAAGUUCACAAUCGGCAUUUCGACGAAGGGGAUCUCGUCCUCCGCAAAGUCUUUGAAAAUACUGCCGAACCAGAUGCCGGAAAAAUGGGAGCCAAUUGGGAGGGUCCAUAUCUAGUAUCCAAGGUCGUCCAUCCCGGCGUAUACGAACUCUUAACAAUGGGCGGUGAACCAGUACCGAGGUCUUGGAAUUCGAUGCAUCUCAAGCGCUACUAUUACUAG
Camelina sativa (false flax) is the source of this 1929-nucleotide messenger RNA. Lineage: Eukaryota; Viridiplantae; Streptophyta; Magnoliopsida; Brassicales; Brassicaceae. The record is from RefSeq and is a predicted model, not a curated record.